CCUCUCUCUCUCUCUCUAAUGCAAAGCGGCUACUUUCAGAAAGCUCUGUGAAUAACCAAACAGAUAAGUACUUCACUGUUCAGCUCAGCUCAUAUUUCUUCUCCGUUCUGGUCAUCGUAGUCAAAUCAAUCACUGAUAUCAGCCCACAGCUUCAAGUCUUCACAACACCAACUAUAUUACCAAACCAAAUCAGAAACAAAAACAAAAACAAAAAGAAUGCUAGAAAGCGUCAAGUACCUGAUCGGCUCCGUCGGCCCCAGCGGUUACGGCUCUAAGAGCACCGCCGAGCAAGUCACCGACAGCUGCCCCAAUCUCCGCUCCGUCACCGCCAUCAUCACAGGUGCUACGUCGGGGAUCGGAGCCGAGACUGCAAGAGUGUUAGCCAAGCGCGGCGCCAAGCUAGUUCUUCCUGCUCGGAGCAUCAAGGCAGCGGAGGAGGCCAAGACUCGAAUCAUCUCCGAGUUUCCGGACUCCGAGAUCGUUGUCAUGGCGCUUGAUCUCAGCUCACUUACUUCCGUCAGAAACUUUGUCUCCGAGUUUGAAUCUCUCAACCUAUCUCUUAAUCUCCUCAUAAACAACGCCGGUAAAUUCGCCCACGAGCAUGCGAUUUCUGAAGAUGGCAUUGAAAUGACCUUUGCUACCAACUAUCUCGGUCAUUUUUUGUUAACGAAGCUGCUGCUGAACAAAAUGAUCCAGACGGCGGAGGCCACCGGCGUCCAGGGACGAAUAGUGAACGUGUCGUCUGCCAUUCACGGCUGGUUUUCCGGAGAUACAAUUCGAUACCUUGGGGAGAUAAGCCGGAGCAGAAGCAGCCAAUACGACGAGACACGUGCGUAUGCGCUCUCGAAGCUCGCCAACGUUUUGCACACGAAGGAACUCGCUCGCAGGCUCAGGGAAAUGGAGGCCAACGUGACUGUGAACUGUGUGCAUCCGGGGAUUGUUAGAACCCGACUCACCAGAGAACGUGAAGGCCUUGCUACAGAUUUGGUGUUCCUCUUAGCUUCCAAGCUCUUGAAAACAAUACCUCAGGCUGCAGCCACGACAUGUUACGUUGCGACUCAUCCGAAGCUAAUUGGUGUGUCGGGGAAGUAUUUUGCGGAUUGCAACGAGACAUCGCCGUCGAAAUUGGGGUCUAAUUCGGUGGAAGCUGAUCGGUUAUGGUCUGCCUCUGAAGUCAUGGUGUCCAAGGACUCCGGUGCUAUUUUUGCAGAUCAUUGAAGUAGUAGAAGUGGAAUGAUGAUUAAUAUCUCUAUAUUACUAGUAGAUUUAUAUUAAGAACCAUUAGAAGCAAAAUCUUAAUUAGUCUAGUUAAUUACAUGUUAAUUUAUGGUACUUAGUCUUAAUUAAUAUUAUAUAUUGCCAGAUCGAUACAGUUCUCUACGUGGGGGAGAGCUAGAUAGAAAAGAAGAAUAUAGAUAAACCCAAAUAUGUAUAAUAUAUACUGGUACACUCAGCUUUAUAUAUAUAGUAGCUUCAAGUUAUGUAAUGGUAGAGAAACACUUUAUGAUCUAUAAAUAUGAACAAUAAGGUUUUCUUAGUUGGUUGUACAACCAUGGCCAGUA
Molecule: messenger RNA, 1562 nt
Organism: Argentina anserina (silverweed cinquefoil)
Lineage: Eukaryota; Viridiplantae; Streptophyta; Magnoliopsida; Rosales; Rosaceae
Product: short-chain dehydrogenase TIC 32 B, chloroplastic-like
Exons: 8
Coding region: 217-1218 (333 amino acids)
Source: RefSeq, a predicted model, not a curated record